AUGAAGGCCUCGUUCAAGAUGACAACUCUGGCAAACGAAGAAAGAAUUCUAAGAGAAAUGGAACGACAACUGCCCUUGUUGCAACCAUAUGACAGUGGGGAGCCGGUUGUCCAAGGGAUCAUUCAGAUGCAUGACUCGAAGAAUGUCGCGACACCGAAUAUGGAAAGAUCACGAAAGGAUGGAUCGUUCUUGAUGAGAGCUUCUAAAAGCCCGAGGAGGAGUUUUUCAUCUCAAACUUCAGCUUUAACGUCCAGAUACAAUGUUGAGAGAGACGUGGUGAAGGCGUAUGAGAACCAGCUUCCGCUACUUUCCCUCGACGAUGGGAACGCGGAGGAAGUACCCGAGGAUAUGAAGGUGAGAAGUCACAAUCAGUAUGAUAAUCUCCGAAGAAGCCAAUCGCCGAAGAGUAUACCAAGUCCUCAAAGCCCAGACUCGCGCUCGUUGAUCCGAAUGAAAAUCACUUUGUUAGACGAAGAAUUCACAAACAACGAAAAUUUGAGCAGACAGAUCAAGGAAGAAAUAGAAAACUUGCUGCCGUCGGUGGAUCCUGAAAGAAUAUCUAUCAUCGUCAAAUCAAAGAAGGAUCUUGUCAAUGUCGAGGUUCAAAUUUUGGACGACCCACAGCAGACAUUGGCCAGGGAGCUUUUGGCGUGCAUUGAGGAUGGAAAGGGAGGAGGAAAACUCCUUGCAAGCGUGCAGGUCGAUCAGAUCUUCUUGUACAGAGCAAAGACAAUCUCGUCCGAAGUGAACAUUCACAAGAUAGGAACCCUUCGAUGGCGAAUAUUUCAGCAUGGCAUUCAUGGCAUUCAGAAGUUAUGUGGAUUCAACUUUCUCAAGUUCGACGCGCACAAUCCCCAUGGUACAGAAAAUACUAAAAAUUUGAACGCCAACAUCCAUCGCGUCAGCAUAGGCCGAACCGUCUACGGAGACUGGGCUGGAGUCCUCAUGCUACCAACAGGACAAAUCUGCAGUAGAACGCCUGGACCAAUUCGGAUCGAGAAAGCCGGAAGCAACGUUGUGUUUGGAUAG
Molecule: messenger RNA, 1029 nt
Organism: Guillardia theta CCMP2712
Lineage: Eukaryota; Cryptophyceae; Pyrenomonadales; Geminigeraceae
Exons: 13
Coding region: 1-1029 (342 amino acids)
Source: RefSeq, a predicted model, not a curated record